ACCUCGAACACUGUCAACUGAACGAGGAUAUUGAAAAAUUACCCCCGAACUGACAGCGCCCGCGUAAACGUUACGUCAAAACUUGGGUAAUUUUUGAUCCUACCCCCUCCACCCGGACGAACAGCGUCAGCGCGCGCCAAAAAAUAAACAUAGCAACGCGCGUUUGUUUACGUUUCCUGCGCUGAGAUCAUCGUUCGAGCUGGAAUUAGCUUGCGCGUUCGUGUUUCGCGACGAAAAUGCGUUAAUUGUUCCCCAAAUUUGCAAAAACCGAAACACUAAUAGUUGAAAGUGUGUGUGUGAGUGUGGAAAUUUAGAGCAAACCGACGACAAAACACCCACAUGAUUGCGGGCAGCGAUGGAGCAUACGCCACGGAAUGCGGUGCGACAGGGUCACCGCGGUGCCCUUCUCGGCACGCCGAAGCUGGCCAGCGGCAGCAGCAGCAAAAAAUCACUCUUCGGGAAGGAUGCAGCAGAUGAGACCGACCUUGGGCCGAUGACACCGCUGCGGUUCGGGAGCCAUCGGAAGAAAGGCCAAACGCCCCACAGCAGCAGCAAUGCGCUUACCAACAUCACCUCGUUCCGCAACCUGUUCGGCAACGAGUCGCCGGACAGUGAUCGGUCGCUGUCGCCUGACUUUGCCCGCCGGUUCACCAACAACGGCCGGUACGAGCUGCUGUCCGUCGACCAGGACAAGGAAAACGUCGCGAUGGUGGACGAGGAGACGCGCUUCUCGUUCAGCGGCAGCAUCCCGGAAACGCCGAGCAGCCGGCUCAGUGCCGAGGAGAGCGCCCUGCUCGACGAGAACAACUCCAACUCGCUCUCGCUGAUGAUGAGCUCGGAUCUGAAUCUCGUGGAAAAGCGCACGAAAGCCCUGCACCGCACGCCGGGCGUGACGACGCGCAGCCGAUCAACGAAUAGGGAUCGGGCGUCGGUUGGACCGUUGCAGCGCAGGACGCAGCAGCAGGCCCAGCCACAACACCUGCCAAAGGCACAGCUGCUGGGUGUGAAAAGACCGCAUACGGUGGUGAGUACGCCGGACAACCGUUCCCAGUCGCCGGUGUGCACCGAGCCAGAAGGGAGCAGCAGUACAGCAAAGCGACCCAAUGUGAAGGCCCGCACCGCACUGCACUUUAACGACGUUCAGCCCAUACCGGCGAAAUCGUUCUACUCAUCAGCGUCCGUCGCCGAAAAGGACCCCAGCCCCCUUAAACCACUCCAGCCUUUGUCGACGAAAUCGUUCUACUCGUCGGCGACUUCGUUGGCACAGGGCCCAACCAGCACCAGCGCCUACAAAUCAACGCCCUCCCCGAAGCCAUCCACAACGCACCACCAGCCAGUGACGCCCAAGCACGUGCCGCUCACAAAAACUCCACACAAAGCGACCAUGCGCAAACGCUCCAAAUCGUUCUCGUCCGCCGCCCCACGGCUAGGGCAGCGGGGGACGGUGCACAAGAUACGGAAGCCGUCGAAAAAACGCUCCCCCAAGGAAGCUCGAACCGAUCGGUCACGCACAGCAAAAGGCGGAGGCUCGGCGGCGGCAAAGCAGACGAAAAAUCGUGCCAUCGCCGGUGGCACGAAAAGCUGCCCCACCACGCCGAAAAGCAACAAGGAACCGGAUCACGAGCAGAUGCUGCAGCAGCUGAAGCGCGUGAACAGUAUUUUGCGCGAGGGACAGAGAAACUUAAAGCGCGUCGCCCGUCCGCUUGUCACCUCCCGCUCGAUGACGGAUUUAGCUGGCGCGGGGCUGUCGUCCGAGAGCGAGGGGGCUGGCUCGUCUUCGUCGGAAGAGGAAGGCUCAGCCUCGGAGGGGGAGGAGGAGGACGGUGGUGGCACGCAGCGCAAGUUCUUCCGCUCGAAGCGUCGAUCGCGAUCAAUACGCAGCGUGUACAAACACUUCGACACGAUCAUGGUUGGCGUGAAGCAGGGCGGAAAGCGCAAGCUGCUCAGCUUUCCGCAGGCGCCGAAGCGCCGGCGUACCGCGUUUGGGGAGGAAAGUUUCGACUUUGCGCACGAGCAGGCGGAGGUGGAAGAUUUGAUCAGCAAGCUCGGUGAUGGUGGUAGCGACAGUUUCGGCGAGGGAAGGGCGAACGAUGAGGACGAUGCACCGAUACCGAUCCAAUCGAACGUUAUCUAUCUGUCGGCGGGCGAUGGGUUUGUGGUGGAGCACAGUCCGCCCGAGGGGAACACCACCGUGGAGGCUCAGCAGGCGGACUGCGAGAAUGGGAUGGUUGUAGUACAACAUGGCGGCAGUGAGAUCACUGAGGCCGUCCUUCACGAGGCUAACAAUUACUCCACGACGUUCGAUGGUUACGAUCAGCUUGCGUACGAUGGCGAAAGCAUGUACGAGGGCGUCGAGCAGCGGGACGACUUUUUAUCCAACAGUACAAUCAUCAUACAGCACGACACGUAUCACACAGCGUCUACGAUUUAUCACAACGAGAGUGCUGCGUCUACAACGGUGGUGCAGAACUCAACCGUAUCACACUACCAGUGCCAAACCCAGUGCCAGUCGGAGCAGCCGAUGCCAACCGACCCAACCACCAACGCAUACUACCCCAUCUUCUAUCCCGACCGCGUAAAAGAGCUAUGGCGCGAGGAACGACAGCAAACGCUUGCCGCCGAACAGCAAACGGCGGACGUGCGGCAUUUGCUCCGCCAGCAGCCGGACCAUCGAGCGAAGGCGGACAGAGCUGGUGCCGGCCACAACCAGUACCAGAUCGAUGCGGGACAGCGCGUGUACGGUGCGGUGCACUGCAAGGAGUGCGGCCUCACCUACACGACGCACGAGCCCGAGGAGGAGCUUUUCCACGAUCGCUUCCAUCGCUCGCAGGCGCAGCUGAGCUUCCCGAGCGGGCUGAACGAGCAGGUGGUGGUACAGGUACCGGAGUGGGACGUCACCGGACGCAUCAUCGUCGUGUCGCAGGUCGAUAGCACCCGGCAGCCGCUGCUGCGGAAGGCCCAGUCCGUGCUGGAGCUGGUGGACGGCGAGCUGGGGUACGCGACGUGCGGCGAGCUGCCGGAAGGGGCGUGCGUCUAUCUGGCCGUCGCGCGCUCGACCGUGCUGGGGAUCUGUGUGGUGCAGCCGCUCCAGUACGCGAACCGCAUGAUUUGCCUCGACGGGCUGCACGGCGUACCGAUCGAUUGCUACUCGUCCGAGUUCUAUCACGCCAAAUGCGGCAUCUCACGCAUUUGGGUUGCGCCGAAGUACCGCCGCAAAGGAGUCGGACGCAAACUGGUGGCCGCCGUCCGGUAUCACUACAUCUUCGGCUACACCAUCGCGGUGGACGAGGUCGCGUUCGGGGCACCGACGGAGAUGGGCAAACUGUUCGCGGAAUCUGUCUGCGGCCGGAAAGACUUUCUCGUCUACGUUUAAGGGAGCGGGGCUCGCAUAUAAUGUGCCACGUUAAUGAUCGUUAAUUUAAUUUUCUCUUUCACUCCCUGUCUCUCCCCCAUGUGCUCUCCACUAUUGCGUUCUCUGUGUUUAUUGGCUAAUUUUUGUCUCUGCAUUUAGUAAUAAACAAUCACACGACGGACGGGUGAACGGGUUUUUUUUACGAAAA
Messenger RNA from Anopheles coluzzii, 3560 nucleotides. It is a transcript of the gene eco, whose product is annotated as N-acetyltransferase eco. Gene Ontology annotation, molecular function: protein-lysine-acetyltransferase activity. Gene Ontology annotation, biological process: mitotic sister chromatid cohesion. Gene Ontology annotation, cellular component: chromatin; nucleus. The record is from RefSeq and is a predicted model, not a curated record. The coding region runs from base 356 to 3373 and encodes 1005 amino acids. The transcript has 4 exons. NCBI's taxonomy places the organism in Eukaryota, Metazoa, Arthropoda, Insecta, Diptera, Culicidae.